AAGCGUUUGAGAAGGGAAGCUUCCGAAGAUGAAAAAAUGGUGAAUCGGAAGAGAACUUCGAGAGUCGAAGCUACCGGCGAUGAUCAAAUGGCGAAGCGGAAGAGAAACCUUGCUUCCAUGCCACAGAGAACUCGGAGGCCACUGCGAAGAUCCAAGACGAUCUGUUCUUGUAGCUCUCCAGCUUCUUUCCUCACCGCUCACUCCACUUUCUGCUGGUAUGAAAGAGACUUGUGGACAGAGAUCGCGAAGUUUCUAGAUGCGAGAUCACUGGUGAUGCUGGCGGCCACUAGUCGGUGGUUCCAGAGUUUGAUAAUGGAAGACAGCAUAUGGAAGUACGUUUGCCUGCGUGACCUUCAGGUUCCUACUCCUUGCAACGUUUCCUCCAAGUGGAUCAAACUCUAUGCUUCAGCUUUUGAUGGAAGCCAUUCUUUUAUGUUCCGUCAACAGGAGAAACACAUUGACUGGAUGCGAAUUGGUGCUUUUUCUCUGGACUCUUCAGAAGUUCUCCUGACAGAGAGGCUAAGCGCUCCAACGAGAAUCCCAAAAGAAGAUGAGACAGAGACGAUGUUGCAGUCAAGUGGCUGUUGUGUUCUAAAGAAUGUUAAGACAGGGAUAUGGAUAGCCGAUCUUCAGCUUGUUCGAUGCCCAGUCUGUGAUCUCAACACAUGUGACGGAACGAUGCAGACUUUAGAUGCAAGACACAUAGAACUAUUCCUGAGUGAGGGGUACCAAAAUGGGAGCUGGGAUUACGAUGUUGUAGGAUCUCAUGAUAUCAAAAAGCACACAGAUGGAGCUUCAGGGGCUGUUUUUGAUGUCAAACACCUCAAAGACUCUUCGACGUCUGCUAUCUUUAAUCUCAAGUCAUGGGUUGGAAAACCAAUGGACUGGCAACCAAGGGCUGUGAUAAGCCUCCACGCAGUUGCUGUUAACACCAAUUUACAGAAAAAUGAAGGAAUACAUGUCAAAUACCACGCCAUGAGAGCUGGACCUAAUGGAGAAAUUGUUUCUAUCAGAAUCUCUCAGCAGCUCCUAUAA
Molecule: messenger RNA, 1035 nt
Organism: Morus notabilis
Lineage: Eukaryota; Viridiplantae; Streptophyta; Magnoliopsida; Rosales; Moraceae
Product: probable F-box protein At3g61730
Exons: 8
Coding region: 37-1035 (332 amino acids)
Biological process (GO): reproductive system development
Cellular component (GO): nucleus
Molecular function (GO): protein binding
Source: RefSeq, a predicted model, not a curated record